Guillardia theta CCMP2712 is the source of this 1440-nucleotide messenger RNA. RefSeq lists its product as hypothetical. Gene Ontology annotation, biological process: pseudouridine synthesis. The record is from RefSeq and is a predicted model, not a curated record. The coding region runs from base 1 to 1440 and encodes 479 amino acids. Lineage: Eukaryota; Cryptophyceae; Pyrenomonadales; Geminigeraceae. Gene Ontology annotation, molecular function: RNA binding; pseudouridine synthase activity. The transcript is spliced from 11 exons.
AUGUCGCACGCUCAUGGAGAGCACAACGACGCGAGCGCGACUGUUUCUCAAGGAGACCUCGAGCGAGAGCGCGAGUUGAAAGCACAGAUGUCUAUGCGUGUGAAACAGUUUUAUGACGUACAUGGUCGUCGACCAGCCCCUCAAGACAUUCAGCGCUCAUCCUCAUGGUUUGAGAUCUACAAGGAGAUCGGAGUGCUACGCGCGAAGCGCAAACAGGCAUCGCCGCAGGAAAGCCAGCCACAUGCACGGGAAACUUCUGGAAAGAAGCAGAAAGUUGAAGAGAGAAUUGAGAUGGUGACCCUCCCUGACCCUCUGCCUUCUCCUCCGGAGGGGUUCAAGGAGAAGAAGAACGAGGAGGGCAGGCUCCCUGUGGCUGCAGCGCUGCAUCUGUGCUUCCCCGACAAAUUCCCCACCUUCACGUCAGCAAAGCGAGCUGCUCGUCGCGGUGGAGACCCGAGAGUGUUCCGCGUGGAAGGAGCAGGUACCUCUCCGCGAGACGAGGAGCAGUGCUCAAGCACGAACGAUCUUUCAAUUCGGCCGGACGCUCUGCAGAAGUCCGGCUCAGCUCUGAUAUGCAAGGACUGUGUUGGAGCAGGAGAGCAGCUGAUGUUUGUUUACAAGCCCCCCAAGCAAGCAAAGGAUGCCUCGGCCCUCAAAGCUCAUCUCUCCGGCUGCACGGAAGCAAAGCUGAAAGUUCUCAUCGAGGAUCCUCACCUUGCUGUUGUAGUCAAACCACCUUCCCUCCUAGAAACUCGCAGGUCGCACUGGCAGCCAGGGUGCAGCGGAGACGUGAAGUCGUUGCUGUCAGCGUCUCUGUCGAGUGUUGGCGGAGACGAAGAGAAAGACGUUGAUGAGAGCCCGAGGUUGAAAGAAGAGGUAGCUCCUCCACAUGCUCGAGACGACGAGAGGAACAAGAGCAGCAUGGAAGCGGAAGACAAUGACGAAGACGCUGACGUCCUGACACAGGUUGCUGCCAACAUCUGUGAACAGUUCGCUCAAAGGAGGGUUGAGAAAAUGUACAUGGCGGUGGUGGUAGGGAAGGUGGAAGGAGAAGGUUCGAUAGACACUGAGCUGCAGGGACGCCGUGCUCGCACGCGGUACAUGAGCAUGAGGUCCGUUCCCUCCCUCGUCUUCGGCCACUUGUCCCUGCUCAAGCUGAUCCCGGAGACGGGCCGAAUGCAUCAGCUCAGAAAGCACAUGGCGGGCAUGGGGACGCCAAUCCUCGGGGAUAGGAAGUACCGGACCAACUCGCACUCAGACGAGGCUGGCGCCCUGUUCCUCUGGGCGUGCUCCAUCGCCUUCGACCACCCCGUGGAGGGCAGGCGGGUGCGCGUGCAUGAAGACCCUCCCAACAAGUUCCUGAGCAUCCUGAGCAAGGAGGAGAAGCGAUGGACCCGGGUGAAACUGAAAGAGAGCCAAGGGAAUGUCCCGCCCCCCUGA